UUAAAUGGCUAGCAUGUCGUUUAUCUGGUGAAAAUCAGAAAACACAACCUGCCGACCCCCAAGUAAGGGCGAUCCUCUGACUUGUAACCAGUUAAAUGAUUAAGUUCCAAAAUACCUAUCUAAGUCAUGGCACAUUACCUUUUGAUCAAUGCUGAAUUGAUUGUCAAUCUGAUCUAAAACGUGGGAUAUGAUGUUUCAUUGAUCUACCGAUCAAUUGAAUCCAGAAUUUUUCAUCCGAUUCAUUUAACCAUUCGAUCUCAGUGAUCUAUGAACGAUGUUCAAGGCGGCUAGCACAGCGCCAAAGCGUCAACCGGAUCUGAAUUUACCGUCUCUGAAGCGUCAUGCUCGCAGCAACAUUCAGAAAACUAUACAAGAAAUAGAAGGAUAUGUGUCAACAGAGGAAUUAGAGGCUGCUAAAUUGGAAUAUGUUGGACUGGUGCAGGCUGAACAGUUGCUCAAAGAGCGAUAUCCCCAGCUGUACCAAGAUGUUUUAAUCUCUGGAAUCAUGGAAACACAGAAAAGCCCUCGUCAUGGCCCAGAGAUUGGUCCUAAAAGCAAACUCAAAGAAGUUCUGAUGACUGCAUGCCGGGAACCCAGUAUCAAUAAAUACACUUCCGGAACUGCGCUGUACGAGUACAAUUCACUCAAAAGAUCCGAGAAAAUGCUAAUAAAUAUGCAAAAUAAAGUGGAGUUACCUGCGCGAUACCUUCCCAAAAGAAUGACAAUUAUGGAGGUGUCUCCCCGGAACAAGCAUGGUAAGAAGACUUCUCGCAGUGAACCCAGCAGGCGGUCGCUGACAGGGUCCUCAAUCAGUGACUACGAGGACGUCCUCAGGACAGUGGAAUUCCAGCAGUCUAAGAUUGACCAACUCACCAAAAGAUUGGGUGGUGGACCAGAAGAUGAUGAGACAACACUCAGCAAAGUCCUCAAAAUUACCAAACGAUUUAAAAACAUCCGGGACAACGAGUAUGAACGUGCUUAUCACGAAAUGAACUUAUGGAACCAAGGAAAAGACAACGAAAUUAUGUACAACCUCAUGAGAAUUAUACGGUAUGCGUAUUCGUUCUGCCAAACCGCCGCUUAUGGACAGCUACUGGAUUUGACCACAACCUCAGCAGUGCCCUUAUUACAACCCAUCAAACUCCCGUAUCUGGAAAGUUCCCCAACACGAGAACAGCGUCUGAUGUUAUCAUCAAAGGGGAUGAAAUACGUCAAAGGGUUGCGUCAAGAAGUGGCAACGAUAUCGGUGCCUCAGCUUUGCAAGAAAUUCAAAGAAACAACGAUUGAAAAGGACUUUCGUUGGGAUCAUACAAAACUACCAAGUGUUCUUAAUGACUACAUAGACAAGUGCAUAGAAACUGUAUGGCUAAUGUGUGUCCAGGAUCCACCCAUGGCUCUCAUUUGGCCGUCUGAGGGCGAUAGAGUCGAAACGGACAAAUACGACUUUUAUUCAGAUAGUGGAAAGUAUGUGUCGAUGUGUGUCUGGCCUGCAGUUCUCAUACAAGAAGGACGAAAGGUUUUAGCAAAGGGUUCAGUUAUAGCAGCGAAAAAGUGAAGGCACUAAAUAUAGCAAUUAGCAAAUGCUAUUCAUGUGAAAUAUCUGUAGGCAAUCCAGAUUUCUAGCAAUGUCAUUGAUAGUGCAUGUGUUUCCGUAUUUUUUCUCUCUUUUCUUUCUACGUAAUGCAGACAACAUCCAUUAAUGACUCUAUACUGUACAUGUAAAUAUUGAGCUACAUCAUAGUUUUGCAAGUAUCGUGAUUAUACCAUCAUAACAAGCCCAUCUUUAAAGAAAGAUCAGAGUGCUAACGGCACAUCUAUUGUCUACUAUAUGCAAGUAGAGGGUAUAAGAUAAUUCAAUUUCUACUAUAGCAAUUCAAAGUACUAUUUUAUUUUUAAGACCUUUAUUUUCUACAAGUAACGUUUAGGAAUUUUAUUGGCUGGUUUGUAUUACAAGUCAGAGAGGUAAGAUAUUCAAUAAAUAAAUCAUGGUUGGAUAGUCUUUAUGAUUAAUACAAAGUAUUCAAUUUUCAAUAAAUAAAUAUAUAUUAUGAAUAAAUAAUAAUCGGCAUACAUGCAUGUGACUAUUUUCUAAGGGUGUUCAUGAAUAAAUGUAAUUUAGUUUACAUCAUGUUUUUUUAGUUUAAAAUUUAUAAAUAUUCUUCAUUGCGAAGUAAGAAUGUAUGUAUUAAGCAUGUUAAAUUGGGGGUUGGAGUUGGGUUACUUCCCCAAUUUUUCUGACAAAGACCAUAUCCUUAUCAUUUGAUAUAGUCGUUAUAACGAUCUAGUUCGUCAAUACAACCUACCAUUGGGUCAAAUGCUGCCUGACGUGUUUCAUACCGAUUCGAUUGUACAUGAAGGUCAUUCUUGGCACAAAUUUUGACUACAGAUAACUCCAUUUAUCUGAUCGUGAUAUAGGCCCCACUUCUCCUAGGCACCUGUUCCCACUUCUGGUGUGUCCAGGGGUCCGUGUUUGCCCAACUAUCUAUUUUGUAUUGCUUAUAGGAGUUAUGAGAUUGGUCACUGUUGGUUAUCUUCACCUUUCAUGAAAAUGCAUGUAUAUAUAUCCGGAUAGUGUCCUCUCCGCACUUAGUAGAAAAAAUACUUCAAAUUUGGUAGAGUACUGAAGAGACGACUUCACGAUUUUAGAAAUUCGGGACUGGUACAGUAACCCUCUUGUAUUUUAACAUCAACUCCACCCCCCGAUUUUUUGUGAAAUCAGUGCUAGGCUAAAUGAACACUUUUUCAUUUUUUUUCUUUUAUAGAAAGGAAGAAAACACAUGUAAAGAAACCACAUGCUGUUUAUUAUAUAAAUUAUUUUCAAUGGUACACAAAGCUAAAUAUAUAAGCAUAAAACAUGACAAUAGAAAUUUUUCCUUGACUUUAAGGGGACAGUAAUUUUCUAGCGCAAUGUCACGGAAAUAUCCGAAAGCAAAUCCUUUGUUUUCUCAGAGACAUUGGUCAAUGCCAAGCAAGGAUUUUUACCACGUGACGUUGCGAAAACGGCCGAGAACAUUGAUUUUCUAGCAUAAAGUCACGAAAAAGGAGAAGUUAUUUUAUUCAAGGGAACAUAUACAUGUAUAUUGAUCGAUCGGACAAAUAGCCUGUUGUAUUGCAAAUAAAGUUAAGAUCUGAAGACUAGCUGCAUUAAUUAUUGCUAGUCUUGUAUUUUAAACAUUACAAGUAUAAUAUUUAUCAAUGUUGUCAAUAUGUAAAACAAUGUAAUUUUUAGGCUGCUUUUUGUGACAAUAUGUAGCCCAAAGAAUAAAAAUCAGAUAGCUACA
Messenger RNA from Ostrea edulis (European flat oyster), 3281 nucleotides. RefSeq lists its product as uncharacterized. NCBI's taxonomy places the organism in Eukaryota, Metazoa, Mollusca, Bivalvia, Ostreida, Ostreidae. The record is from RefSeq and is a predicted model, not a curated record. The coding region runs from base 275 to 1555 and encodes 426 amino acids. The transcript is spliced from 8 exons.